Emys orbicularis (European pond turtle) is the source of this 2542-nucleotide messenger RNA. It is a transcript of the gene GMPS, whose product is annotated as guanine monophosphate synthase. Gene Ontology annotation, cellular component: cytosol. NCBI's taxonomy places the organism in Eukaryota, Metazoa, Chordata, Testudines, Emydidae. Bases 21 to 2099 code for a protein of 692 amino acids. The transcript is spliced from 16 exons. Gene Ontology annotation, biological process: GMP biosynthetic process. Gene Ontology annotation, molecular function: GMP synthase (glutamine-hydrolyzing) activity; ATP binding; GMP synthase activity. The record is from RefSeq and is a predicted model, not a curated record.
GCCCGUCCCCAGCCGGCUCCAUGGCUGUGUGCAAUGGAGACGCCAAGCUGGAGAAUGCUGGAGAUCUCCAGGAUGGCCAAUAUCACUAUGAGGGGGCAGUGGUAAUACUCGAUGCUGGAGCUCAGUAUGGAAAAGUCAUAGAUCGUCGAGUACGAGAAUUGUUUGUCCAAUCUGAGAUCUUUCCUUUGGAGACUCCAGCCUUUGCAAUCAAGGAGCAAGGAUUCCGGGCUAUCAUCAUAUCUGGAGGACCAAACUCUGUGUAUGCGGAAGAUGCACCUUGGUUUGACCCAGCAAUAUUUACAAUCGGCAAACCAGUUCUUGGAAUCUGCUAUGGCAUGCAGAUGAUGAAUAAGGUAUUUGGAGGUACAGUGCACAAAAAAGAUGUUAGAGAAGAUGGAGUUUUCAACAUUACUCUGGAUAACACAUGCUCACUGUUCAGGGGCCUUCAGAAGGAGGAGUUUGUGCUCCUCACUCAUGGAGAUAGUGUAGAUAAAGUAGCUGAUGGGUUCAAAAUUGUUGCACAAUCUGGGAACAUUAUAGCAGGUAUAGCAAAUGAAUCUAAAAAACUGUAUGGAGUUCAAUUCCACCCUGAAGUUGGCCUUACAGAGAAUGGAAAAGUGAUACUGCAGAAUUUCCUCUAUGAUAUUGCUGGAUGCAGUGGUAACUUCACAGUAGAAAAUAGACAGCUUGCGUGUAUUCAAGAUAUCAAAGAGAAAGUGGGUUCAUCAAAAGUCCUGGUUUUACUCAGUGGAGGUGUGGACUCAACAGUGUGUACUGCUCUCCUGAACCAGGCUUUAAACCAAGACCAAAUCAUAGCUGUACACAUAGAUAAUGGAUUCAUGCGCAAGAGGGAAAGUCUGUCUGUGGAGGAGGCACUCAAAAAACUUGGAAUUCAAGUCAAAGUGGUAAAUGCAGCCCAUUCAUUCUACAAUGGUACAACAACUCUGCCAAUCUCCGAUGAAGACAGAACUCCCCGAAAAAGAAUUAGCAAGACUUUAAAUAUGACUACAAGUCCUGAGGAAAAAAGAAAAAUUAUUGGUGACACCUUUGUGAAGAUUGCCAAUGAGGUAAUUGGAGAAAUGAAUCUGAAACCUGAAGAGGUCUUUCUUGCUCAGGGAACCCUAAGACCUGAUCUCAUUGAAAGUGCUUCCCUUGUUGCAAGUGGCAAAGCUGAAGUAAUAAAAACUCAUCACAAUGACACAGAGCUGAUCAGAAAGCUGAGAGAAGAGGGUAGAGUAAUAGAGCCACUGAAGGACUUCCACAAGGAUGAAGUAAGAGUGCUAGGGAGAGAACUUGGUCUCCCAGAAGAGCUGGUCUCAAGGCAUCCUUUCCCAGGUCCUGGCCUAGCAAUCAGAGUAAUAUGUGCUGAAGAACCUUAUGUUUGCAAAGACUUCCCUGAAACUAACAACAUUUUGAAAAUAGUAGCAGAUUUUUCUGCAAGUGUUAAAAAGCCACACACUCUGUUACAAAGGGUCAAAGCAUGCACAACUGAAGAGGACCAGGAGAAGCUGAUGCAGAUCACAAGCCUACAUUCACUGAAUGCCUUCUUGCUGCCAAUCAAAACUGUGGGAGUGCAGGGUGACUGUCGCUCAUAUAGCUAUGUAUGUGGGAUCUCCAGUAAAGAUGCUCCACACUGGGAGUCUCUUAUGUUCCUAUCCAGGCUCAUACCACGCAUGUGCCACAACAUUAACAGAGUUGUCUAUGUGUUCGGUCCACCAGUCAAAGAACCUCCAACAGAUGUUACACCCACUUUCCUGACAACCGGAGUCCUCAGCACUUUACGCCAAGCUGAUUUUGAGGCUCAUAAUAUUCUCAGGGAGUCUGGUUAUGCCGGAAAAAUCAGCCAGAUGCCAGUAAUUUUGACACCAUUGCAUUUUGACCGAGACCCCCUACAGAAACAACCUUCCUGCCAGAGAUCUGUGGUUAUUCGAACCUUUAUCACUAGUGACUUCAUGACAGGCAUUGCAGCAACUCCUGGCAAUGAGAUCCCAGAAGAGGUUGUGUUGAAGAUGGUGACAGAGAUUAAGAAGAUUCCUGGCAUUUCUCGGGUGAUGUAUGACUUGACAUCAAAGCCACCAGGGACUACUGAAUGGGAGUAACAAAUUUUGUUUUUCUAUUAAAGUACUGUGUGCAGUUUAAAUUAUAUCAGAAACCAUUCCCAGUGUUGACAUGCAGUACUGUGAAAAGAGUGACUGGAGCUGCUACAUAACAUCUGAUUCCUCUCCUGGAGCAUAAAUCUGCAGUUAAGAGCUAUGUUGGGGAUAACUGUAAGUGGGGCUGAGGAUUUGUACGGGUAAAUAAUCAUGGCAGCAUUGCCUGUGCGCAGACAGAUUCAUAUUGCUUUUGCCUUUUGUCUUUACUGAUUUUUCCUGUUUUCAUGUGUUUUAUUGUUACUGUCAUUUCAAUGUCUCUGUUUUUGUACACUGUGUAAAAAGAGACAGUUUAUUUACUUUUACCAAAAUCAUUGUUACAGCCUAAAAAUGUAAAAUGAAUAAUUAAUGUGACCAACUGCUUUUGAACAGAUUUAUUAUAAAUAAAUAUU